UGUGUCUCCACAGCUCCCUUUUCCCAAAGAAAAGAAGAGGAGAUCUCGGUCCAGGGAGGAGGGCCGCCGCCAUUAUCGGGGAAAGCUGACAGAAUCGCCACUUCCAGAGGCGCUAUCGUGUGGUAAAGAGAGUGGGACACGGAGGUUUUCUGCUCACAUUUGGAAGGAAACGGCACGGAGUGCGCAAAGGAGCGGACUGUUGUCUGGCGUGCGCGGCUGGCCCAGCGUUAUUAUGUCGGCACAACAAUGGACAGAAUAAUUAUUGCAAAAGCAACGUGGUAACCACAGAGGAAGACGACUUUCCUCAAAUUAAACGCCCGAUUUUCGCCUGAGACAAAGCCCUGAAAGCGCAUAUCCCGGAUCGGGCUAUUGUUCGUCUUUGUUUUCUUUUUUUUUUAUGUUUUUUUUUAAAAUUCCUUUCCCUCCGAUGUUUAAUUUGAACCAAAACUGUCUUAAACACGGGGAACCGGACGGAGGGGAUUUAAUUCCGAUUCGCUGGAUUGGUCCUGAUCGCGGGGGGAUCUGGUAAAAGUUCCGACCCAUGCUGGAUUCUGCGGCGUUUGCUUGUGCACAUCAGGCGGCGGCGAGGGCUGCGGCAAACGCUGGCCCUGACAGAUGCGAGAGGAGAAAGGCAAUGCGAUGGAUCUAAUUCUUCAAAGGAAUGAGUGAAAGGACCUAACGCUCCUGUUGUCUUUUUUAACUGAAGCCAAGCAGAAGACAGAGCCAUCAGAUCUCCUGUGUUGAUCAGCCACUUUAUGGACAAACAUCUACUCCUUUAUACAGUGCCUGUUUGUGGCAGGAUGUGCCUCAGAAGGUUAUGAUGGCGAAAAAGCAAGAUGCUCGAUCGCCCAUUUACAACCUUGUUGUGGUGGGUUUGUCAGGAACAGAGAAGGAAAAGGGGCAGUGUGGGGUUGGCAAAUCCUGUCUGUGUAAUAGGUUUGUCCGGCCGAGUGCAGAUGAUUUCUACCUGGACCACACGUCGGUGCUGAGCACCAGUGACUUUGGAGGCAGAGUGGUUAAUAAUGACCACUUUCUGUUUUGGGGGGAAGUUUCCCGUGUCCUGGAGGAAGGGCCCGAGUGCAGGAUGCAUGUUGUGGAACAAACUGAGUUUAUUGAUGACCAGACAUUUCAGCCUCACCGUAGCACUGCUAUGCAGCCCUAUAUCAAACGAGCAGCUGCAACCAAGCUGGCUUCAGCAGAGAAGCUCAUGUACUUCUGUACAGACCAGCUGGGGCUGGAGCAGGACUUUGAGCAGAAGCAAAUGCCAGAAGGCAAGUUGCAGGUCGAUGGCUUCCUGCUUUGUGUUGACGUGAGCCGGGGCAUGAACCGUAACUUUGACGAUCAGCUGAAAUUUGUCACAAAUCUGUAUGGUCAACUUAGCAAAACUAAGAAGCCGAUCGUCCUGGUCCUUACCAAAUGUGAUGAAGGAGUGGAACGCUACAUCAAAGAUGCACACACCUUUGCUAUCACGAAGAAAAGUCUGCCGGUAGUUGAGACAUCUGCUCGCUCAAACAUAAAUGUUGACCUCGCCUUCCUCACUUUGGCUCAGCUCAUUGAUAAAAGCAGGGGAAAGCCGAAGAUCAUUCCCUAUUUCGAAGCCUUGAAGCUCCAGAGUCAGCAGAUAGCUUCCGCCAAGGAUCGCUAUGAAUGGUUAAUUAACCGUAUUGUAAAAAAUCACAAUGAAAGCUGGUUAAAUACAAGUCGGCGUAUGAACAAUUCCCCAGAGUACAAGGAAUAUGUCUUUUUGGAGGGAACAGCUAAGUGCAAAAAGCUUUUUCAGCAGCAUGUGUACCGUCUGAAGCAGGAGCACAUUGAGAGGCGUCGCAAAAUAUACUUGAGCACUCUUCCCCUAGCACUUAGUUCUUUGGUGCCAGAUCUAGAUGAGAUAGAUCAACUAAGCUGGUCUGGGGUGCAAAAAGUGUUGGAGUCAAAACAACACUUUGCCCACUGGUUUGUUGUUUUGGAAGAUUCGCCGUGGGAGGACACGUCUCACAUCGACAACAUGGAAGAUGAGCGGAUCCCCUCAGACCUACUGGAAACCGCCGAAGCAGAGGAUAUAUUCAAUUCCCACCUGGAACAUUUGCGAAAUGAGUGCAGGCGGGCAGAGAUAAGGCAAGAGUUCAAACAGAAAUUAUCCUCCUCACCCUUUGUCACUCCGGGUAAGCCCUGGGAGGAGGCUCGCAGUUUUAUCAUGAACGAAGAGUUCUAUCAAUGGCUUGAGGAGACCGAGUAUUUAGACCUUUACAAUCGCCAUCAGAAAGACAUCAUUGACCGAGCUAAAGAAGACUUCCAAGAACUUUUGCUCGAAUACUCUGAGCUUUUUUAUGAACUUGAAGUGGAUGCCAAGCCAAGUAAGGAGAAAAUGGGUGCAAUUCAGGAGGUUUUGGGGGAGGAACAGAGAUUCAAGGCGCUACAGAAGCUUCCUGCUGAAAGAGAUGCCCUCGUGUUGAAGCAUAUCCACUUUGUCUAUCAUCCCACCAAGGAAACGUGCCCCAGCAGUCCUCACUGUGGAGACUCCAAGAUCGAGCAGCUUCUCGCCACACGUUUCCCCACGUGUUAUCCCUUUUUUGAUGUUAAAGCUCACAUUGGGGACACUAAGGCUGACAGAAUUAACCUCGUCAUACUUGGAAAAGAUGGACUGGCGAGAGAAUUUGCCAAUGAGAUUAGGACCCUCUGCACAAACGAUGACUGGUAUGUUUUAGAUGGAAAGAUGUACGAGUUGACACUUCGCCCUAUCGAGGGAAACGUCCGUCUUCCGGUUAAUUCUUUUCACACCCCUACUUUCACCCCUCAUGGAUGUCUAUGUCUGUAUAACUCAAAAGAGUCCCUGUCUUAUGUUGUCGAAAGCCUUGAGCGUCUCAGGGAAUCGACUCUUGGUCGAAGGGACAGCCAACUGGCGCAGUUGCCAACGUUUCUUCUUUUGGUCACCAAAAGAGGUGUAGGAUCAUAUGUAGACAUUGGUGGAGAUACUGCCUUAAACCUAAUCACACAGGGACAGCAGUGUGCAAGGAGACUGCAAUGUAGCUUUUUAGACCCAGCCUCCCCUGGAAUGGGCUACGGUCAUAACAUCAAUGAGAACCAAAUUAACCAGGUGCUGAGGGGCCUUCUGGAUAUUAGGAGGAGCACAACCUUUAGUAGCAGUUCCCCACCUCUCCUCACUGAGCCUCCAGGUGUCAGAGACCCUUCACAUCACCCAGCCCAAGAGCCUGACCUUCGCAUUGUCAUGUGCAUAAUGUGUGGAGAUCCCUAUGACAAUGAACAACUCCUUUCCCCCUUCCUAACGCAUCAGCACUGCAGGCCAAUGUCAAAUAGUGGCACCUCUGUCUUGCUGGAGCAGACAGUUGGUGGACAUAAGUUGGCUAUAGAGCUUUCUCUACUUUCAUACCAUGCUUCCUUUAGUCUGAGAAAGAGCAGGUUAGUGCAUGGCUAUAUUGCUGUGUACUCUGUCUGCAGGAAGGCCUCACUAGAGACGCUGUGUGCAUUUUUGUGUGAGGUUCAAGACAUCAUCCCCAUUCAGCUGUUGGCUGUAGGAGACAGUCAGGCAGAGCUCAGUGACAGUGACUAUGCAUGUGAACAGCUCAUUCAAGGGGAGGAGUUGGCUCACGAGAUUGAGGCGCGCUUCAAUACCCUGAUUUGUGGAUCUGGUGGAGUGGUUGGAGGCCUGCACAGGAUAGAGAUGUUCCAUCCAUUUUUCACUGAAGUUAUGGAGAAGCGGAACAUUGUUGAGGCCACACACAUGUAUGAUAACGUUGCUGAAGCGUGCACCUAUGAAAAUGUCUACUCCCCACGCUGCAGUUCUCCAAGCCCUGUCACCAUGUUCAUGGACUCAGAGGAUGAUGUUGAUCCCUCUCCCCCAUACUAUGAUGGAACACUUUCUUCCCAUGGCGGGGGAUACAACUUGCCUGACUUGGAUUCAAGUGACAUCUCUGUCAUCUCUGAUAUUAGGGACUUUGAGAACAAGCUCAAUAACAAAAUGCCCCCUCAAGUGAGAACCAAACCAGGGGUCACCUUUGACUUCCGGAAGGUGAGCCGAAGCCCAUACAUUGAUACACUAGGUCAUCGUCGCUCUCUCCCCUCUGCUGUUACAUGGGUGCCUGGUGGGGAUGUUGGUUAUGAUCCUUCAGACUAUGCUGAACCCAUCGAUGCUGUUUGCAAACCUCGUCCCAGCAACGAAGAGAUCAUCUACUCAGUUCCACAUGACAGCACUCAAGGCAAAAUCAUUACCAUACGCAACUCCAACAGGAUGCACUCUAACGGAAAUGGCUCAGAUAGUGAAGCAGACAACAGCUCUCUGGAGCGCCGAAGGAAGUUUUCUGCUAUUGGAGUAAAGCCUCGCCUGUACCGGGAUCGCUCCAAGCGCCUUGGCAAGUUCAGCAGCUUCCGUACGAGCUUCAUAGGUAGCGAUGAUGAGAUGGGAGCUCUUCCGAAGUGCAAAGAAGAUGACUUUGGGACCUUGAAAAGUGACAGUCUUGUAAAUGAGGAGAGUGAGGACCCAAAGAAGAGGAACAUUCUGAAGAGCCUCAGACGAACAGCCAAGAAAACAAGACCAAAACCCCGCCCUGCUAUUCCUAAGCCCAUUGAAAGCUGUUACUUUGGAGUCCCUCUGGCAAAUGUGGUGUCCCCAGACAGACCUAUCCCACUCUUCAUCGAGAAGUGUGUCAGGUUCAUUGAGACAACCGGCCUGAACACAGAGGGUUUGUACCGCGUAAGCGGCAACAAGUCAGAGAUGGAAAGCAUGCAAAGGCAGUUUGAACAGGACCACGGAUUAGACCUGGUGGAGAAAGAUUUCUCCAUAAACACUGUGGCUGGAGCUCUGAAGAGCUUCUGCUCAGAGCUGCCUGAGCCCCUGGUGCCUUGUGCUCUGCAGGUGGAGCUCCUGGACGCUUUCAAAAUCAAUGACCGCGAACAGAGGCUGUAUACCAUGAAGGAUGUCCUGAGGAAGUUCCCCAAGGAGAAUUACGAUCUCUUCAGAUAUGUAGUGAGCCACUUAAACAAGGUGAGCCAGCUGAGUAGGCUGAACUUGAUGACCAGUGAAAACUUGUCCAUCUGUUUUUGGCCCACCCUCAUGAGGCCGGACUUCACCACCAUGGACGCUCUGACUGCCACCCGCACCUACCAGACAAUCAUCGAGACCUUCAUCCACCAGUGUGCUUUCUUCUUCUACAACCAGCCCCUCAUCGACUCCCCCACCGGGCUGGGAGGCCUCCCCGCCUCUCCCACCACCACGCUCAGCGGUGGCUCUGCCUACUCGUGUUACCGCUCCUCUCCUCCCCACACGGCUGCACACUUCAGCCCCCUGCAGCAGUCUCCCACCACCACCCCGCAGUCCCCCCUGCAGUCCCUGCUCCCCCCCCUGCACCAGCACCCCCACUCCCACCACUCCCCCGCUGAACAGGAGACACUGUGAGAGACAAUAAAACACGAGGAUGCUGGUCCUUAUCACAGAGGAAGAAAUUCAUGCCUUCACGAUGGACAACUUCAGACUGAACUCUAAACUGCUGUUUGUAUUCAUACGUAUCUGGAACGGAAGCAUCAUCCAAUUGGCUGAUGGGAUCAAAAGUGGGAGACGGGAAUCACUGUUUGUCUGUAAACCGCAAGCUGGAAGAGUUGAUUUGUCGCACCACAUUUCUAUCAUGUAGAACUUGUUGUUUUUCUUUAUGAAAGUACUGCCACUGGAUUGAUGGAUCUGUCCUCAGUAGGUCCUUUAGGCAGCAGCUUGCUCCACAGUAGCAGAGGUUCCUCUCAGUCCACCUUUUUGGAUUUCCUCCUGCUGGCUCCACUUGGAGUCGGUGUGAGGAGGGCCGGAAAGGCGGGCGGUGGUAACACAUCCAGGGAUGCACUUUACUGAUCACUGUUGAUUUUUUCUCUCUGAAGGCUUUUUUUCAGCAUACUGUUCUUCUUUUCUUUCAUUGGGAGUUUUUAACUUCACCGCUCAAACAGCCAUACCCAUUGCCUCGACAGAGCUCUGGUCGAUCAAAUUAUGUUUACAUCUUUUUUUUUCUUUCUUUCUAUCUGCAAACCAUUCUGAAGCACUUUCGGAUAGUGUAAUGUUAAAAAUGAAGAAAUGCCACAAUGAUUAAUGGUCCAUAUUGCUUUUUUUUAGUGCUUGAAUGUGGCAACAAAGCAGCCUUGUAAAGCAAGAUCCUUUUUGUAAAAAACAGUCUUUUAAUUUGAAGCAGGCGGUCCAUUAUAGGCUAAUGGGAAACCUGAUUCUGCUUAUGUUUUUCAUACAUCAAGCCAAGAAAAAGGAAAAAUAAGAAAAGAACAAGAAAUAUACAAAAAAAAGUUUGUCUUUUUAGCCGUUUGUUGAUCAGAGUGGAUGUUUAGGGACUUUUAAUUAGGCCAUUGUAUCGUCAGAGAAAACUUUGCCUGCCUGCCAUCAGUAAAGGAGAAACCUUUUGAAUGUGUAACUAAGUCAUACCUUAAUGAAUUUACAUAACCAUCCAGAAACCAUGGAAACCAAACGCUUGAAACCUGAUAGGUCAGUGGAUGUGUUGCUGUGGCUGUCUAUCAGACUGAGCUCUUUGUAUUCAUGUAAUAUUAAGAACCUUUAACUCUGAAAGUUUUGUCCUCUCCGUGUGUUGUUACCGCUGGAGCUGCUAUCCGAUACGUUAACGAACAGAAGUAAAAUUUUUGCGGAAACGCGUUCAGGAUGCACCACUGGCUGCUUACAAGCUUUCGUUUAUUCCGUCUGUGCUGGUAAAUUAGUUUCCCUUUUCAAGAAGCAGCACUUUUUUUGUGGCAGCACUACUAAUGAAGGCCUGUUUCACUUCCAGGAGGAAGUAAUGUUCUUUUAAUGACUGAAAAAAAAUAUGGACAAAUAUGUUUACAAGGUCUGGAUUGUGACUUUUGUGGUUUUUAACAACAAAUGGGUUGUAUUGGAAUUUGGGAUCACCGGUUACUGGUACCCUUGGAAUGGGAUCCUGUUGAGACUGAAAAAAUAAAGGCCCUUUAAAGCCGCUCCACAUUAGAAGUCGUAACUGAAAGGCUGUUGCCGAAUCCGCACAAGCAGCUGCUCUACUCCCACACGAUACCAGGGAGCACACCUACUGCAGCACCUGUGACAAGCCCUCUGUAAUGGUUAUCUGUAUAUUGGGAACGCCACCCUUUAGUCGAUGGUAGAAAACGUUUCUAAUGUGUAUUUCAAUGACUGAAAGUCCAUUUUUACAAUUUUUGUGAAUGGUUUAAGGCCAUUUGAGUUUAGUGCAUGAUUAAAAUGAAAAAAAAGUUUAAAAAAAUAAAAAAGAAACACUUGAAGGGAGGAUUAGAGCCCCUUACUGUUUUUAAUUGAUGAAACUAGUACAAGAACAGACAAAUAAUAAUGAGACAUAGCAAAACACGUGAAAGAUUCUGUACUGUGCACCAGGAGGAAACCAUGCCUGACUGAGAAUAGUGUUUGAAGAUGAAGGCCUUAUGUGAACUGUACAUUAGUUAAUAAAUUACAUCUUGUAAAAUUGUCCAGUUUUA
This is a messenger RNA of Oryzias latipes (Japanese medaka), 7467 nucleotides long. It is a transcript of the gene arhgap35b, whose product is annotated as Rho GTPase activating protein 35b. The record is from RefSeq and is a predicted model, not a curated record. Gene Ontology annotation, cellular component: cytosol. Lineage: Eukaryota; Metazoa; Chordata; Actinopteri; Beloniformes; Adrianichthyidae. Gene Ontology annotation, molecular function: GTP binding; GTPase activity; GTPase activator activity. Gene Ontology annotation, biological process: Rho protein signal transduction; regulation of axonogenesis; regulation of cell size.